Molecule: messenger RNA, 936 nt
Organism: Ictalurus punctatus (channel catfish)
Lineage: Eukaryota; Metazoa; Chordata; Actinopteri; Siluriformes; Ictaluridae
Gene: apoa1a
Product: apolipoprotein A-Ia
Biological process (GO): lipoprotein metabolic process; lipid transport
Cellular component (GO): extracellular region
Molecular function (GO): lipid binding
Source: RefSeq, marked provisional
CACCAGAGCAUCACCUCUAAGGCUUCAACAUGAAAGUCGUGGCUCUUGCGCUGACUCUCCUCUUGGCUUUGGGCUGCCAUGCCCGCACCCUACAGGCCGAAGCUCUCGACCAGGUGGAGCACUUCAAGUCUGCUGCCGCGGUCUACCUGUCCCAGGUGAAAGACCAGGCCUACAAGGCCCUAGAGAACCUGGACGGAGGUGACUACGAGCAGUACAAGCUGAAGCUGACCGAGAGCCUUGACAACCUGCAGAAGUACGCCGAGUCCACCUCCACCUCCCUGAAACCCUAUGCCACCCAGGUGGUUGAGGGAACCCAGACCGUGCGUGAGUACAUCCUGAAAGAAAUGGACGACCUACAUGCUAAAGUGGAGCCACACCGUGCUGAGCUGCGACAAGCCAUCGAGAAGCACCUGGAGGAAUACGGCGAGCGUCUCAUCCCCAUCUUCCGUGACUACAUGGCUGAUAACCAGAAGGAGCUUGAAUCUCUUCGCCAGAAGCUUCAGCCUGCUCUCGAGGACCUCAAGGCCAAGGUGGAGACCAACUUUGAGGAGACCAAGACCAAGCUGGCCCCCAUUGUCGAGGCUGUGAGUGGAAGGCUCAACGAGAGGCUGCAGAACCUGAAGGAUCUGGCAAAUCCUGUGGCUGAGGAGUACAAAGAGCACGUGCUGAAGGCUGUCGAGGACGUCAAGGAGAAGCUGGUACCCCACACCGCCCAGCUCCAAGGCCAAAUCGAGCCCUACGUGGAGACCCUGAGGGCCAAGUUCAUGUCCAUCUAUGAGACCGUCUCCCAGGCCAUUCAAGCCUAAACAUAGCUCCUUCCAGGACUCGCAUUCUCACAAUCACGCACGUUCAUGUAUUCACCUAUAAGAAUGUCUGUUGGCUCUAACGUUCUCGUAAUGCGAUGAUGCAAAAUAAAUAAACAUAUCAGUGGAUUGC